Messenger RNA from Leptinotarsa decemlineata (Colorado potato beetle), 2255 nucleotides. Its product is annotated as spindle orientation adaptor protein inscuteable. Gene Ontology annotation, biological process: regulation of asymmetric cell division; asymmetric cell division; apical protein localization. NCBI's taxonomy places the organism in Eukaryota, Metazoa, Arthropoda, Insecta, Coleoptera, Chrysomelidae. Gene Ontology annotation, cellular component: apical cortex. The record is from RefSeq and is a predicted model, not a curated record. Gene Ontology annotation, molecular function: cytoskeletal adaptor activity.
CGGCACUGGUGAUGUCCGAAUUCAAACGAAGCCCGAGCAAAGUGUGGUUUGGCAACGACAUCUCCGAAUGGCGCGAAGCUUCGUCAAGUCCGGGCAGCCAAGAUUCCGGAUUUUCGGAUACAGAAACAUCUCCUCACACCAACAUCAACAACAUAAGAAACGGGGAAACCCCCAAGAAGUCUUCCCCCGCGCAGCGCAUCCCCAAGGACAUCUUCAAGGAGCUUGCAUCGGAAAAGUCGAAGCAGAACCUGGCGUCGAACUUCGUGGAAAAGUCCACACCGGAAAAGUCGACUUUACUAGGCACCAGGUCCGCAAAAACUUCGCCGACGAAGAAGGAGAGAGACAAGAUGGCGCCUAACACGGAGCCAGUUCGAAAGUGUCGCUACACUAAAAAUUCACCGAAAGUAAGCAGAAAUUUAUUCACGUCGUCGAGUUUACGUCGAAAAGAAUGCCAGGCUCAUCAGUAUGCGAAGGCAGUAUUUCACGACGAAGGGACAACCGCUAAAAGUAUCAAUACCAGCGAAGAAGCCACAGUGGCCGACAGCUAUUCCUGGCGAUCCGACGGCACCAUCCACGAAGAAGAAAAUUACUCGACACAGUCUCUUCCUGCGUCUUCGGGAGACACCCCCGGGAGAAGGGAGGCUCCCGGGAACCGUUCUGCCCCCGCGAUCCUUGAGAAGCAACGGGCCCCUAGUUUCGAUAAUUUACUAUCGAGCGAUUGCGAGAGCGAACUCGAAUGUUUGUUCGAGGCUCGUUUGAACUCGCCUCCCAAGCACACCUCCACCCCUAAGGUUGAAGCGGACGAAACCUCGACGAAGAUGUGCCAAAGGAGGGAGAAGCUACCGCUGAGGCUGUUCCUCAGGUACCAGCACGAUAGGGUUCCUCCGAUUCCCACAAUCGACUCAUCGGACGUUGACAAUGCGGCCGUAGAGAAAUGGAUGAAAGAAGCGAGACAGACGUACGAACAGGAAUGCAUGACGACCCUACAGUGCAAGUCUAUAGCAGCGGAACUCAACCAGAAAGUCGCUCAUCUCGCCACCUCUUUCACAGCCUCAAUCAGGGCUCUCAUCUCCCACUCCAGGUGCAUCGAGAUGGAAUACCAGAAUCUCAAUAACGGUGAAGUGAAGCACCUGAAGCCCCAGGUCCAAAGCUUGAUCGGCAACGUCGUGGACUUCUUGAAGACGCGGACUUCCCGCCUAACCCCCCAGGUGGUCUCCCUUUGCGACGCUAUCCGCACUUCACGGGCGGACGAAUCAUCCAUCCUAGAGCUUAUCUCAAACCUAGUGGCGCAGUGGCAGAACGCCCGUCAGGAAGUUCUCGCAGAGGAAGUUGAGCAGCUCGUAUCGAAACUGGAGCACCCUUCGUCGGAGCUCGACCUACGCGCCACCGUCACCGGUAUCACCUGCGUCGCGCUCAGGAACGAGGAGGUCGUCGAGUUGUUCACCAGGUCGGAUAUCAUCCCCAUUCUGCUGAUCCUGUGCGAAAAGUGCGAGGGAUCGUCGCUGCGGACGCUCGUCCUGAGGGCGCUUUCCACGAUGUGCUGCAACGGGUCAGCAGUACGCCAGUUCGAGAAAUUCUCUGGCUUGCAGACCGUCGCCGACACGCUGGAGGAGGCUUCCACCCCGGAACCGGAAAGAUCCGAGGCGAUCGCACUGCUCGCGCAGGUUACGGCGCCCUGGCUCGAUUAUAACCACUCCGUUAAAGGUCUCCAACAGUUCUCUCGCAAACUGGUGAAAUCUCUCACAAAGUUCGCCGGUAGUACGAGAUGCUGCCAGAACCUGCUGUUGUGCGCAGCCGCGUUGGCCAACCUGAGCACUAUGGACCCGAAGGCCAUGAAGCAUAUUCUCCGCCACGACACGGCCUCCGUUCUCCUGGCGGCCGUCAAAGCCAGAGGACCUCUUGCGUCCAUCUACCUCCUGGAGCAAGUAGCCACUUUAGUGGCGAACGUGUCCGCCUCGGAGGACGGCAGGAGGCGGCUGACGGAAGUCGGCGCCGUGAAAGUACUGCUGCGCUUCCUAGUGCUGCGGGGAAGCAAGUUCGUUGGCGAUGAAGCCGUGAAGCGGCUGCAGCAGAAAAGUAUCAUUGCAUUGUCAAGGUUGGGCGGAGAUGGAGAGGCAGCGAAGCAGAUCGUUGAAGAAAAGGGAAUCGACCUCCUGGUGAAGAUGUGUCGCGAGAAGGAGGAACGCUACGACAGCGAUGCCGUUUUGGUCGCGGCUCUGGGUGUCCUUAGAAAAGGACAAUCGGCUUAUAGGUAG